Stomoxys calcitrans (stable fly) is the source of this 1797-nucleotide messenger RNA. RefSeq names its product zinc finger protein 714. Gene Ontology annotation, biological process: regulation of transcription by RNA polymerase II. Lineage: Eukaryota; Metazoa; Arthropoda; Insecta; Diptera; Muscidae. Gene Ontology annotation, cellular component: nucleus. Gene Ontology annotation, molecular function: zinc ion binding; RNA polymerase II cis-regulatory region sequence-specific DNA binding; DNA-binding transcription activator activity, RNA polymerase II-specific. Bases 69 to 1724 code for a protein of 551 amino acids. The record is from RefSeq and is a predicted model, not a curated record. The transcript is spliced from 2 exons.
GAUUAAAUUUGUUUACAUUUUGAUAAAAUUACGAUCUGGGGUUUGGCAAAAUAAUAAAAACAAAUAGAAUGCAUCCUUCACACAAAGCUAAUUUUUGUCGUGCCUGCCUCAUAAAAAUUGAGCCAGAUGAUCAACAUUUGGAAAGUCAACAAGAGAAAUACAUAGAACUCUCAAAAUAUCCCAAUCUAGAACAAUUGAUACAAUUAUGUUUGCUAGGGAACCGGACAUUGCCACAAACAGACACCAAUAGCUCUUGUGGUGACACUGAUGCAGAUGGCUAUAUCCUACCGUAUAUGUGCCGUAUUUGUUUUGUGAAAUGGCUAGAUUUUGAGCAACAUUACCAAUUACUAUUAAGAAAUAACGCCAAAUUAAAAAAGCUGCUCUCCAACGACAUCGCUUGCAGUACUUCCGAUAGCAAUGGAGAGCCAAAUAAAAUAUUUAUUGAAACAUCAGCCACUGCAGAGCUAUACGAAAUUGAGAAAUACGAGACUAGCUCACCAUUUUAUCAGGAUUGUAGUUCAAACCAAGAAUCAAUUCAAAAUACAGAAGACUUUGUUGGUGAUAAUUCGCGACUAGAUAACAACUCCCUGCUAACCCUCCUGCCAGAUCCUGUGUUGGAUGAAAGCUCUAGUUUUGCCGCCGAAGAUAAAGAUGACAAAAAAACUACCAAAAAUAAACCACACAGAGGACGUUCAAAAGCAUCACAGAUCAAAAGAAAAUACACUAGGCGGAAUGCAAAUAAAAAAAGUCGACAAGAUACAUUAAAGGCUGCUUCCAGCAAGAUUAGUAUAAACAAAAAGGCACUUUAUCGAUGUGAUCCAUGUAAAAAAUAUUUCUAUGAAAUCAACCGGUAUGAGGGGCAUAUCAAACUGGUACAUGAGGGUAUUAAAAAGGCUUUCCAGUGCAAUCAUUGUGGCAAGGCCUACAAAUUUUACAAAAACCUCACCGAGCACAUAUCAGACAAUCAUUCGGAUAAGCCACAAAAACCACGUUUUUGUGAAUUGUGCAAUAAGGAGUUCAAGACAUCCACAACACUAAAGAAUCACAUGAAAAUUAAACAUCCAGAUGAUGGUGAUAGUUCAAUCAACAGCAGACGCGUUAUGUGCGAACAAUGUGGAUUCCUUGCUGCAAGCCCCGAAUCAUUGGCAGCUCACAUUAAAAAUAUACACACUGAAGCAGAACAAUUCAAAUGUGAUAUGUGUCCUAAAGUGUUUAAAUGCAGAUACUACUUGAAACAUCACACCAUGAUACAUCACAGUGAGGUGAAAAUUAAACCUUUUAAAUGCACAGAAUGUGAUAUGGCAUUCACGCGAAGAAAUGGUUUGACAAAGCACAAACUAACCCAUAUUAAUUAUACCGAACGCAUUAAAUGCGACUUUGAGGGCUGUGAUGUGCGCUUUUUAAAUGCCGAUGCGAAAAAGCGGCACACGCGCCUGGUCCACCUUAAAGUCAAGCAGCACAUUUGUGAUAUAUGCGGCGAAGCAUUCGGUAUAAAAGCCACUCUUCGACAUCAUCGUUACAUACAUACAGGUGAAAAACCAUAUAAGUGCAAUGUUUGUGGUCAGGGCUUCCGACAACAUACUGCCAUGAAAACUCAUGCCAAAACUCAUAUUAGUAAGACAUUAAAAGUUAGCUCAAAACAACAGGAACAACUCAGUAGUAAUAGUAGUACUAGUACAUCAAAAAACUUGGCCGAUUUUGAAAAUAGUUUGAAUACUUUUUAAAUUAGUUUGUAUGAAUAUAUCUGUAUAUUUAAUAAAUUUUAAAAUUUACAAAAUUGUCUUAGCACGAAUGCGA